CUGUUAUAUUAAUAAGUGAUGCUGUUUUGCUAAUUUCCAUAAGUAUACACGAUAAAUUAAAAAUAAAAUAAUUUUUAAAUGAGACAGUAAACCUUUUCCAAAUUUUGACAUGGACAUUUGUAAUAAUAACAAAUAUCAGGUAAUAGAGCCUCAAUGAUGUGGCAUUACAUUGACGUGCAACCAUCACAUCUUUAAAAUCUCAUUGCAUACGAACAUUAAAGUGACAAUACGUACUUUUAUACUGGCAUGGCUCCAGAGCAAGGUACGAUUAUGUAGCGCGUACACCGGUAAAAACUUGCUACGACGAGUAUGAGGGUACUUUAUUUGUACUUACCGGUUCGAAGAUAUCUGGUUGACAAAAACGCUCUUCCAUUUGUAAUCUUCGUUUUUCUCUUCCCGCCGAUGUCGUGCGAAGAACAUGUCCUUCAUUGAUUGUCCAUCGAAAUAUGAGUUCACUUCGUUUCUUGUAAUUGCACUGAACUUUGACAUUAAUGGGCUAGACCUCGUACUUGCGCGUUAAGACAGAAUUUUUAGCCAAUUUAGUGGGUAAUAUCGACGUUCUGAUUAUCGCGCCGUUAUCGAAGUCUAUCCCCUUAAUCACCCAAUUCUUAAUUGUCACAUACACUGUCCACAAAUUAUUCAAGUUAUAAUAUCAGCGCAAGUCGAAGAUGUAUUCAGUAAAAAUGAAUAUAAUUUUGUCAUCCCGGUGAUAUAUUAUACCUCAACAACGAUUGACUACGAUACUGCCAAAUGUAAAAUAUCGAACUGAUCGAUUUGAAAUCGCAAUACGAUGGCCACACUAUAAAAACUUAAACUAAGUUAACAAUGCCAAAAUAUGAAUGUGUCCAAAGGAUUGUGGGAUGCUUAUUUCUUAUAUUAAUGAGAAAUGCAUGAAAUUUUAGAUUGAUCAAUAAAAGAUAGUCGUAGGCGCAAUUUCUCUUUUCGCCAUUGCUUACCGCAACUUUUCUGUACUUAGUUCUCCCUGGGGUAUGCAGUUACAUGUACACACGUACCCUAGGUACGUGCCUCAGUGGCUUGGCGACGAGAAACCAGUCUGUCGAUGAUUUUUGCGACGAUCAAGCUACUACUGUCUUCAAGGAAUCGACAGGGCCGUAUAUGUCUACACGUUCUACCUGUUUUGAUGGACAAUGACCCGAAACGUCUGAAUCUUAACCAACAAUCUGUUGUUUUUAAACAGUUUUCAAGCAAAUUCUCAUUUACCGAUUUUACAUUUUAUACUAGUGAGCAUAUCAUAUCUGUGGAUCAGUGAUAUAAACAAAUUUUUUAAUUCACGAGCAUAAUCAUAAUUUACGAAAGCUUUAAUGACCGAAUUUUUGUAUUUUCAAUCAGGUAUUUUGAAAUCGGCUGUUUAAAUGUUUAUACCUAAGCGGACAUUUGUUGUGGAAUCAUUUAUCUCUUCGUGGAUCGUCGGCGGUACUCGUACGCGUUCGUUGAGCCCUAGUGCGAACGCCGCCUGGCGACUUCGAACGGAAUCGCGACUCGUCUUUGACAAGGCGCGCGUAUUCUUGACUAGGCCAGCGUGGGAGUAAGGCUGUCCAGCGAGAGACGCCUGAGAAGGUGGUCGUACAAGCACCUUUCCACGUUAACCCCAAAUCUUUUCGCGUACGGGUAUCGCUUCCUACCGGACCAAUCGACUGACAAUGUACCUAGUUCGUCAAAUAUGAAGUGAUUUCGCGAGUGAAUUAAUACGCGUUCGAAUCAGUGAAAUCGUAGUGCCACGAGAAAUCGUAUUUUUCCCUUCAGUGUGGAACCGGCGUUGUUGCAAAACAAAUCACGGUGAAAACGGAACCGCGCGACGCGCGCGAACGUUCCGAGACGUACGCAAUCGGUGGUUUGAGGUGUUUCUUAGCUUCCACCUGUUACAUUCGGCAAGGCGAAGGAACUCGCAGAAGAGGGUAUCCUUGAUACGAUGUAGACUUUGAAUCGUCUCUUGUUGAACUGACGGACAAACAAAUUCCUGGUCGGUGGAAUUCGAAACCACCUGACACCCGUGAUAAAGGAGCGUGCUUACUAUUCGAUGACAAUCCGUUCCUGACGCGAUACUUGUUAAAUCACUGCCGCGUUUAUUGUCGUCGUCGACGGAUCAUUAAGCGGCAGCGUGAUCGAAUAUUUCGGAGUGAAAUACAGUGCGAUAUUAUUUCGAAUGUGUGGUGGCAGUGUGGUGGAUAUGCGUCGACCGGUAUUGUGAAGGUGUACGAGGAAUUCUUCCUGGAUUGAAAGGCCCUGGAUAAAAGAUGGGACCAGCCAAGAUCCUCGGGGUUCUCGUGCUGUUCAUGCUGGUGUACGUCGACAAGGCAGACGUCAUCGAGGAAAGAGUUUGUAUCGGAACCAAUGGCCGCCUCUCUGUUCCGUCUAACAAGCAACAUCACUUCCGGAAUCUUCGAGACCGGUACACCAACUGUACUUACGUCGAUGGCAACCUGGAGAUCACAUGGCUCCAGAACGAGACAUUCGACCUCAGCUUCCUCCAGUAUAUUAGGGAGGUCACCGGUUACGUGCUCAUCAGCCACGUGGACGUCAAGAAGAUCGUUCUGCCGAGGUUGCAGAUCAUACGCGGCAGGACACUGUUCAAACUCAACAUUCAUGAAGAGGAGUUCGCCCUGUUCGUCACCAUGUGUCAGAUGCAGAACCUGGAGAUGCCUGCCCUUAGAGAUAUCCUCAACGGAAGCGUGGGCAUGUACAACAACUACAACCUGUGCCACAUACGUACGAUCAACUGGGACGAAAUAAUCACGAGCCCUCGCGGUACGUACCUUUACGUGUACAAUUUCACGUCCCCGGAACGGGCCUGUCCACCGUGCGAUAAGAGCUGCGAGCAAGGAUGCUGGGGCGACGGGCCUGAGAACUGUCAGAAGUAUUCGAAGACGAACUGUUCGCCCCAAUGCUGGCAGGGCAGGUGCUUCGGGCCCAAUCCACGGGAGUGUUGCCAUCUUUUUUGCGCCGGUGGCUGCACGGGUCCGAAACAGAGCGACUGCAUCGCCUGUAAGAACUUUUUCGACGAUGGUGUGUGCACGCAGGAAUGUCCGCCCAUGCAAAAGUACAAUCCUACGACGUAUUCGUGGGAGGCUAAUCCAGAGGGGAAGUACGCGUACGGGGCAACCUGCGUGAGAAGAUGUCCCGAGCAUCUUCUAAAAGACAACGGGGCUUGCGUCAGAUCCUGUCCGCCGAAGAAAAAAGCGUUGAACGGCGAAUGCGUCCCCUGCGACGGGCCCUGUCCGAAGACCUGUAAAGGCGUGGAGAAAGUGCACUCCGGCAACAUCGACAGCUUCAACGACUGCACGAUCAUCGAGGGUUCGAUCACGAUCUUGGAUCAAAGCUUUCAAGGGUUCCAGCACGUCUAUCCGAAUUUCAGUUUCGGAAAACGAUACGAGAAAAUGCAUCCGGACAAAUUGGAAGUAUUCAGCACGCUGAAGGAGAUCACGGGGUUUCUGAAUAUUCAGGGUGACCACAAAGACUUCAAGAAUUUGUCGUACUUCCGGAAUUUGGAGGUGAUAGGCGGGAGAACGCUAACGGAAUACUUUGCCUCAUUAUACAUUGUUAAAACGUCGUUGGUCUCGUUCGGACUCAGUUCCCUGAAGAAGAUUUACUCUGGGUCGAUAGCCAUUUUGGAGAACAAGAAUUUGUGUUACGCGCAGAGUAUAAACUGGAGCAGAAUUAAAAAAUCGUCGGAGCACGAGAGCUUGUUGUCGAAUAAUCGGAACGAGAGCGAAUGCAUAAAAGAUGGACUGGUAUGCGACGAGCAAUGCUCCGACGAAGGUUGUUGGGGACCCGGCCCGGCGCAAUGUUUAUCCUGCAAGAACUUCAUUUUAGGGAACGACUGCCUCCAGGACUGCACCGCGCCAGGAAUUUAUCAGGCGGACGAGAAGACUUGCAAGUUGUGCCACGAGGAAUGCGACGGUACUUGUACGGGUCCAAACGCGGAGCAUUGCACUAAAUGCAAACACGCGCGGGACGGUCCGUUCUGCGUUCCAGAGUGUCCGUCCUCGAAGUAUAACGAUAACGGUCAAUGCAAAGAUUGUCACGAGAACUGCGUGGGUGGCUGCGAGGGACCUGAGAACAACAUCGGCCCUAAUGGAUGCCACAGCUGCGAUAAAGCGAUUAUGAACGACCAUGUACCUGAAGGAUGUCUGCAAAAAAGAGAAUCCUGUCCCGACGGACAUUAUUACGAGUGGGUAAGUCCUCAAGAGCAAGGAGCGCUGAAGCCUCUGGCGGGGAAGGCCGUUUGCCGCAAAUGUCACUCUCGCUGCAAGAAAUGUACGGGAUACGGUUUCCACGAGCACGUGUGCCAAGAGUGUACAAAAUACAAAAGGGGUGAACAGUGCGAAGAUGAGUGUCCCGCGGAUCACUUUGCAGACGCUGACACUCAAUUGUGUAUACCGUGCUUUAGCGAGUGCCGCGGCUGCUUCGGACCGGGUCCGAACAUGUGCUACAAAUGUCGAAACUACAAGAUCUCUAUUGAUGAAGAUACGGAUGGGAAUAAUACGUCCUUCAACUGCACGGAAACAUGUCCACCCGAGUACCCGCACAAAAUCUUCCCACCGGAUAGCGAGCCCUAUUGUUCGGUGCAAACAGUCGGCCUUGGAUACCAAAUAGAAAACGAACUUCAACCGACGAUCUUAGCGGGCGUCGCUGUGUUCUCUUUUCUCUUUCUCUUGGUGGCAGGAGUAAUUGUAUAUUUCUGGCGCGUGCGAGCAAAGGCAAAGGAGAACACGGUGAAGAUGACGAUGGCGCUGACAGGUUUAGACGACAAUGAGCCUCUUCGACCGACAGGCGUGAAACCGAAUUUAGCGAAGUUACGCAUUAUCAAGGAGGAAGAGAUGAGGAAGGGCGGAAUUUUGGGUUACGGAGCUUUCGGAAACGUUUACAAAGGUGUUUGGGUACCAGAAGGGGAGAACGUGAAAAUACCAGUAGCUAUAAAAGUUCUGCACGAUGGGACAGGAGCGAAUACGUCGAAGGAAUUCCUCGACGAGGCGUACAUCAUGGCCAGCGUGGAACAUCCGAACCUGCUUCAGUUACUGGCUGUUUGUAUGACGUCGCAAAUGAUGCUUGUAACCCAACUGAUGCCACUGGGUUGCCUGCUGGACUUUGUUCGACGAUUCAAGGACAAGAUUGGCUCGAAAGCCCUGUUAAAUUGGUGCACGCAAAUCGCCAGAGGAAUGUCUUAUUUGGAAGAGAGGAGAUUGGUUCAUCGUGAUCUCGCCGCCCGAAACGUUCUCGUUCAGACGCCUAAUUGCGUUAAAAUCACUGACUUUGGUUUAGCUAAACUUUUGGACAUAAACGAAGAACAGUACAAGGCAGCCGGUGGCAAAAUGCCUAUCAAAUGGCUAGCUCUGGAAUGCAUCCAACAUCGAGUAUUCACCCAUAAGUCAGAUGUUUGGGCCUUCGGAGUGACCAUAUGGGAGGUCCUUACGUACGGUGGUAGACCGUAUGAGAAUGUACCCGCUCGAAACGUACCAGAAUUGUUGGAGAAAGGCGAAAGAUUACCGCAGCCGACGAUCUGCACGAUCGACGUGUACAUGAUCAUGAUCAAAUGUUGGAUGUUGGACGCCGAGUCCAGGCCUAGCUUCAAAGAGCUGGCAGAAGACUUCGCGAAGAUGUCCAGAGAUCCUGGCCGAUAUCUUGCCAUUAAAGGCGACAAAUACAUGAGGCUACCUUCGUAUACAUUGCAGGACGAAAAAGAGAUGAUACGGAAUCUCGCGUCAGCCAUGGAUGGUCCGGAAGCUUUGGUAGACGCUGACGAGUAUCUUCAACCGAAAUCGAGAGCUCCACUUCCGCCGGGACUUUCAGCAUCGAGUACGUCCGGUUCUCCGCCAAACACGCCCGUGAAGACUUGCUGGCCGAACGGCAAACCUUUAGCCGCCGAUUCUCCAACGCCCCAGAAUCAACAGAACUGGGAUAGAGAACUGUUGAGGUACGGUGCAAAUCACAGAAACGGAAAUCCAUCGCAUGAACCAGGAAAUUCUGGUCAACAUGCGCAUUUCUCGCCUCCGAACGGCCAUUGCGGACAUGUCUUGGGAUCGGACACUACUGCGUCGAGAUACUGCUCGGACCCGUUGAAAAUGAUCGGUGUCAAAGACUGCGAUGUUACGGAUGAUUGUUUCGACGGCGAAAUGAAUUCCGCGCAUCAACAGGCUCAAGUGGGUAACUUGAAGUUGGACUUGCCAUUAGACGAAGAUGAUUAUUUGAUGCCAUCGCCGCAACUGCCGACGAAUACAACACAAUACAUGGAUCUCAUAGGGGACGCGAAACCUACAGAAAUGGAACCAAAACGAAUGAACAAUGGUUAUCGAAAAUAUCCUGAAUUCCUGACCAUUUCAGGAAAAACGUCGCUAGACAAUCCGGAGUAUAUAAUGUCACAGGACGAGGGACCAUUGACUCCGCAAACUUUGGGCAUUCCGACACCAGACCUGGAGAAAGUUUUAACGAACGGAACAUUCGGAUCCCAAGUCAGGCAGAGAAGUUCCGAGGAAGAAUCCGAUCACGAGUAUUACAAUGAUUUCGAUCGCUUGGAACGGGAACUGCAGCCGCUGAAGCCUCUUAGGAAAAACGAGACUACCGUUUGAUUUCGAGAUUACUAAAAGGAUACUAAACGAGAAAUGUGUUCUAUUGUGGUUCUAAAGUGGAUAUCGAACAGCCGGUACCGUACGAUCGUCUGCCGUUUGAGACUCAACAUCAAACGAGGGGAGCGAAUGAAUGAGCAUGAAUCAGCGCGGACGCGGUUCCGGCUCCUCGUACGGCUACGAAGGAACUUCACGCAGUGUACUUAUAAUUAUAGGACACUUCGCUCGAGAGUGCCGUGUUUGAUUGUGAUUAGACGUAAAAAAUAAAAAGCGCGCGGAACUGUGCUAACUUCCCGUCGACCUGACUAUCGAGAUGAGGAAAACGUGUCACAUCAUCAAGAACUCUUUCAUCGCGCGCUUAUGUACGAUGAACAAGUAGUGCAAAGAUAAUCUUAAUGUGCCAUUUACCGUGGCUUGUAAAUAAAGAAAGUACUGUCUACCAUUUUUAUAAGGCUAUUAAAAGAUUAAGGAACGACGUGCAGUAAAUGGCAUAAAUAAUCGAUUAAUUCUUUCCUGUCUCUAUCUCGACUUUUAAUACUGUCUCUUUGAAUAUUAUACUCGUCAUGUCCUUCUUUAUCUGUUAGAGAUUCUUUUUAUAGCCGUGUGUAGUACGAAAUUACAAAAAAUGAUUUAAAAGCGCAAAGGUGGAUCAUGUGACUUUCUAAAAAAAAUUUUUUUUACACAAAAUGAUUCGCAUCUCGCAUGAAUUCGGAUGUGACUCGUGAUGAAAUGUCAAAAAUUGCGCGUGCGGACAUUCAGAAAUUAUAAAAGAUCUAAGGAAAUUGAGACCACCUCGCACCUGCGAAACAUCUGUACGGUUCGCUGUUGACUGUGAUAAGAAACGUUCUACUCCUCCCGGAGGACAUGUAACAAGAAACAUCUCAAUCUCGCUUAUCGACUCCUCCUUACUUUCCUUUCUACAUAUCACAGUAAGCUACGACAGUACAACGAAUUGUCCUAAUUUACUGCCUGAAUAAAGAAUUUGCGAGUUGCAACGCGGGAAUCGGAAUCCGGGGAUUCAUCAAAGAAUUAAAAAGACAACGAAGAAAAGUUUGCUAGAAAAACGCUUGUCCCUUCCCGAGAUUCUCAUCUGGCGGCUCUACUUAAAUGUUCAACGAUUGCAACUAUUAUUUUCUUUAUGCCAUCGUCUUUUGUACGUAUGGGACCAAUGAAAUUGGCCUUGGCCAGAGCGGAGAGAAGCAUAGCUCGACUUUUAUUAAGUAAGAACGCGUCUAUUGUAUAUAGAUUAGUAGUUUAGCGCGUAAAACAAUUCUACGAAUGUAGAGAACGGAAAGUACUUGAGUAAACUAAGUAACCUGUGUCUCUGUUUUUCUUUUCGAGAAUAGACAUAAAAGCAGAAUAAAUGAAACGAAAUAACAUAAAUAAAACUGGGCGCAGCGCCGGUAUGCGAAUCAAUAUACGCGAUUAUGCUACAUUGCGUAAUCAUAGGAUUAGGAUGUGCCAUGUUGUUUACAGGGAAAGAAUGUGAGAAAAAAGCACCGAAAAUUCAUGUCUGAUCGAAGUUAAAAAAAAAUAAUAAUGGGAAACGAAUCCUAUGAGACAUUGUGUACAAUUAGAAGAAAAUCGUGCGCGAGCGUGCGGGAGAUUGACAUCAUCGUUUGUGGCGAUACGUUCUAAAUAUGUAAAAUCAUUAAUGAUGCUUCUGUGAUAAAGUGGGACCAAACUAGAAUAAACAAUUUAUUAACAUAACUUAAAACAUUUUCAGAUAACGGUAAAAUUGUAAAGAUUUUCAAUCUCACUGCACGCGUAACGCACGCUUUUUACUAUUAACAAUGAUAAACCGAUACGUAUUAUGUACAUUAUGUUGACACAUUGUAUGCGGACUAUUCUUGCUAAUUUGGCUGCAUCCAUUAUUUAAAUUACUAAUAUAGUAUAAAUUUUCAUUUGACCUCCUUUAGCUCCGUAACAUGAAUUGUUCCCUCCAUGACAUUAUAAAAAAAUAAUAUUUUAUUCUUAUCUGUGUUAAAAAUAAAGAAUUCCCCAGAACAGCUAAGUACUAAUAUUUACAUGACCCGCAUACAAUAUGUUAUGUUAUUAACGUUCACGUUAUUAUCGACUUCUCGCCUGUAAUAUAUUAUAUAAUGCAUCAAUGAUUUUUGCGCACCGGAAAUAACGUGUACGCGUACGUUUUCGAUAAUUUGUGAUGGAAAAAGAUGAGAAAGAAUGGAGAAACUAUGUUUUUCCAUAUUUCCUCUCCGACGCUUUUACAAUUUCGUAUAAAAUCAAUAGAUGCAUGUGCAUAAGUUUUUGAAAUUGUACAAUAUUCCGUUCGAUAGCCGAAAUAAAAUAGCUGCGAGAAACUGUAUUUGCCAUUCGGUUGUGGACAUAGAACUUAUAAAACUUUAUAUCAUUAUAUAUCGUAAAGAAAUUAUUGUAAUAAAGAAACAUCAUCAUUCUUA
Molecule: messenger RNA, 9001 nt
Organism: Ceratina calcarata
Lineage: Eukaryota; Metazoa; Arthropoda; Insecta; Hymenoptera; Apidae
Gene: Egfr
Product: epidermal growth factor receptor
Exons: 11
Coding region: 2256-6584 (1442 amino acids)
Biological process (GO): protein phosphorylation; neurogenesis; negative regulation of apoptotic process
Cellular component (GO): basal plasma membrane; plasma membrane; signaling receptor complex
Molecular function (GO): ATP binding; transmembrane receptor protein tyrosine kinase activity
Source: RefSeq, a predicted model, not a curated record